CUUUCUCUCUCACAAACACACACACACUUGUUUUCAAUUUACUGCGCUUUCUGCUCAUGGGAACUAAAAACAUUGCUGCUCCCGCAAGCCCACCUGGUCUUGCAUCAAAAAACCACACCCAGAACCACCAUCAGUCACAGCCUCAACAACAUCACCAUCACAAUAUACUCCCCUCCACUUCUAUUCUUGUAAUUAUCAUGCCCACUAUCAUAAGCAUCUUGCUCGUUGCAAUAUUACUGAUUGUAGUAUUUCUCCGUCGCCUACAAUCUACAAAGAACAAUGACAGUACUAAGAACAACAGAAUCAUCAACAACAGUAAUUGCAUGUUCAUUACUCUUAGCACCAUUAACAUCAAUUUUUGCCAAGAAGUGAAGGAUGGGUGUCUAUAUGGAGGAAGUUCAAGCCGUCUGGCUCAAACAAAGUCUAGACGAGUCGAAGUUUUCACCUACAAGGAGCUUGAAGUGGCAACUGAUAAAUUUAAUGAAGCAAAUGUUGUAGGAAAUGAAAGGUGUGGAGUCGUCUAUAAAGGGGUUCUGAGUGAGGGCACUAUGGCAGCAGUUAAGGUGUUGCAGGGGCAAGGGAAGCAAGGGGAGCGUGCAUUUCGCUCAGAGGUGGAUUUAUUAAGCCGCUUGCACUCUCCAUACAUUGUGGAGCUUCUUGGGUACUGCGCAGAUCAACACCACAGGGUCCUAGUAUUUGAAUUCAUGCCCAGUGGUACUCUUCAACACCAUCUCCAUCCUCCGAACAAGCAAUCUCCAACAGUAAAUUGGGGUACCCGACUGAGAAUAUCACUUGAUUGUGCUAGAGCCCUUGAGUUCCUCCAUGAGCACACAAUGCCAUCAAUCAUCCAUCGUGAUUUUAAGUGCAGUAACAUUCUCUUAGACCAAAAUUUCAGAGCCAAGGUUUGGGAUUUCGGGUUGGCCAAGAUAGGUUCAGACAAGAUCAAUGGUCUAGUUUCCACUCGCGUUUUAGGGACCACAGGAUAUUUAGCCCCAGAGUAUGCUUCAACGGGUAAGCUCACAACAAAGUCAGAUGUAUACAGUUACGGUGUAGUUCUUUUGGAGCUCUUGACAGGCCGUGUUCCAGUGGAUACAAAGCGCCCUCCUGGAGAGCAUGUCCUUGUCUCUUGGGCGCUUCCAAGGUUAACUAACAGGGAAAAAGUAGAGAAAAUGGUUGAUCCGGCACUGCAAGGCCAGUUUUCGAAAAAGGAUCUGACUCAGGUAGCCGCUAUAGCAGCCAUGUGCGUGCAAACAGAGCCAGACUACCGCCCAAUAAUGACAGAUGUUGUGCAGUCCUUGAUUCCACUGGUUAAGAACCUUUCCUCUGCAUGUCCCUCCAAUUCAUUCAGUUUUAAUCAGACAGUAAGUCCAAGGUCUUAAGGGGCUGUUUGGGGAUUGCAUUUGAACCUUCUAGGAUCCAAACAGUUCUUCUAUCUAUGAACCAGCUGAUUCAUGUGUGACAAAUUACAACCGGACACUCUCCAACACCCCCAGCAGACAUGGUGGGUUCAUCGCAUGGGACCAAAGUCAUAAUCAGCUUCCCAAUUUGUUUUUGUUUCACUGAAAACUCCUCACUGCAUUUUUGCAUGAACAUGGUGGCACAAUUUAUGGGACCAAAGGGAUCUUGAAAUGUAUCAGAGCACAUGGGACCAAAGACAAACCUAUCAGUUGAAGUGUAAAUAACUCGAAUCAAAAGGGAGGUUUAAAACCUGAGCACCUUACCAGAGCUCUGACUGUUCUCUGCAGUCAGAAUAAAUAUUCCAGUAAUGAAAAUGGAAGAAUCUAGCAGAACAUUGAAUGAAUGUAUUAUUACUUGAUCUUCUCGAUUUAUGGAAUUAGGUCAUAGAAAACGACAGGUGUUGUUGGGUUUUUGAUCAUGGUAACUGGGGGUUUAGUUUAUACCUUUUGUAAUUAUUGUAUCCGAAUGCACAUUUAUGUGAUAAAAUUAGAUUGAAAACUAU
Molecule: messenger RNA, 1960 nt
Organism: Ilex paraguariensis (yerba mate)
Lineage: Eukaryota; Viridiplantae; Streptophyta; Magnoliopsida; Aquifoliales; Aquifoliaceae
Source: the annotation of a GenBank genome assembly